Molecule: messenger RNA, 6361 nt
Organism: Myiozetetes cayanensis
Lineage: Eukaryota; Metazoa; Chordata; Aves; Passeriformes; Tyrannidae
Gene: KANSL1L
Product: KAT8 regulatory NSL complex subunit 1 like
Exons: 15
Coding region: 166-3135 (989 amino acids)
Cellular component (GO): NSL complex
Molecular function (GO): histone acetyltransferase binding
Source: RefSeq, a predicted model, not a curated record
CCCGCCCCGCCGCGCUGCGCUUUUGCUGGGCGCGGACUCUUCAACAUCGCCAGUGCGAGCCGCGCCGGGUGCCGCGCCGAGCGGGCUGGAGGCGGCGGCGGCGGCGCCGCUGUGGAGAGCCUGCCGGGUGCAGAGGUUUGCUGUAAACUACCUACUGUAGCUAUAAUGACACCAGCCCUCAGAGAGGCAGCAACAAAAGAUCAUGGUAUCCACUUGUCACCUUCUUUGUCCUCUAGAGCUAUGGAGUCUGAUACAGCUUUGUGCAUGGAAAAUUCCAGAGCAGUGGAAGAGAAGAUAAAAGAGGACUCCAUCGCACAGAUUACUUGCUCAGUCCUGGGGUUCCCCACUGCUGAGCCCAACCUCAGGAAUGAUAUCUUCAGUGUACAGCAUUUUGGUUCCCCACCAGCCUCCAAGCGCUACCAGUCUAUCUUGUUAAUGAGUACAAAUUCUGCAUUUAGCAACAAAACUGGUAAGCAAAUGAAAGCAGGAGAGCCCGGCUGCUCCAAGAUGAGAAGGUCAUUACAUAAUGGUGGUGACACAUCAUUUGGUCAGAUUAGUCACUCAGAACCUGAGCAACAGGUCAAAGGGGCGAUGUUUUCAGAGGCCGCAUCUCCAAACUUAGCAGGAACGCAGAGACUCUCAAAUUCAAAUGUAACUGAAUCCAGUAAUGCAGAAGAAAUGCAACUUUUAAAUGGUAAAUGGUACAAGAAGAAUGGGUUUUUGGGUAGGGCUUUGGAAGUCUGUGCUGAAACAAUAAAAGGGGAUUUAUUUUACCAAAUUCUUCACGGGCCUUCUGAAGGGAUGUUGAGCUGCACCCAGGAGGAGGUGUAUGCUCGUUUACUCCAGUGUGUCACUAAGCAACAAAUGGAAAUCAGUCGCGCCAAAAGAACUCAGAAGCGUUUACAAAUGCUCCUGGCAAAGCAUGUUAUCAAACACUGUGAUCAGCAGCUGAAAUGCUUCGUGAAACAUCAGCUUCAGAGGAUGAAGUUCUUCCAUGAGCCAACCAGAUUUUUGAGCAGUAGCUCCCUCAGGUGCACUGAAAGUUGGCCAGAAAACAAUGCGACUACUUUGGAGAGUAUUUUGAGUGCGGACGUACAGAACGGAAUUAGCGUUGCACCAGGUGAACUCCGGGGGUUUGCACUUUCUACCGGAGGGCUGCUGUCUCGCGUGGAGAAGGACCUGGACUCUGAUGCAACAUGUAGCAGUUCAGAUGAAGAUGGUGAGGAACAGACUGUAAGAACAACCAUGGAAGCCAGCUAUACUUCUGAAUGGAAGUGGCUUGCAGACAGAGCUAGAAUUGGCAGCCGUUGGACAUGGCUUCAAGCCCAGAUUUCAGAACUAGAAUACAAAAUUCAACAACUAACUGACCUUCACAGGCAGAUACGUGCCACCAAGGGGAUGGUGAUCUUAGAAGAAUUCCCAUUUCCAAAAGACAUUCUGAAGAAGCAAAUACAAUUGACAGACCAAGAAGCUUUAUUAAACGCCACAGGGAAUUCGCAAGCUGCCAUUGAGAGACAGGAUUCUUUGCCGGAGCAUGACUUUGAAAUGUCACCCAGCAGUCCUACUCUGCUUUUACGAAACAUAGAAAAACAGAGUGCACAACUGAGUGAAAUCAUCAGCAGCCUAAUUGCUCCUCUCAAUCUGUCUCCAGCUUCUUCAUCUCUUUCCUCCAAGAUCUAUAGGCACAGACAGCUGGUCAAUGGCAUCUCCUUCAGAGCUUCAGACAACAGAGAGGUAUCCUCUUCAAGCAGCUGGUUGCUUGAUCAUCAGCACAUCAAGAAAAGAAAAAGAGACAGGACAAGACUAAGAUCUGUCUCUGUGACUAAUGUGAGCACAUCUGCCCGUACAAGGCCGCUUCAUAGUUUCCAGAAGAGGAAACUCUACAGAAUGCACAGUGCCUGUCACUGGAAUCAGCAGACUUUGCCAUGUAGAGAUGCCUCCUUUCCAUAUAAAACUCAGUUGCCAAGUGUGGUGCCAGCCUCCACUUUGACCAGCAGUGAGUACAGCACAGAAUCUAAAAUCCUAGAUUAUGUGCAAGAGCUGGACGCUUCCUUCCAUCCAGUCUUAUCAUUCCCAUCUGAUAUUCCUCUUCACAUAUACUUUGAAACAUUAUUAAGGAAGGAUGACAUCAAAGGAGAACCUGUUGAUACCUCAUCUUUGGGAGGGGAGUUUAAAGUAUCCUCUGACAGUGACUAUAAUCAGCAUCAUGUUUCUGUCAAACAAUGGAGCAGUGGCUGUUUAUCUAAUUCCAAAUCUCAGUUGGUGUCAGGAACAUCCGAUCAGCUGUCAGAAGGAAGAAAGAAAAGACAUUUAAGUGAGACAGCAGUAGGCGAGAGUAGUGCUCGGUUUGAGACGUUCUCCUUUCAACAUGCAGAACCAGAAUCCCACAGCAGUUUUGCUGCUGCAGCCAAUGUCAGUGCCAUGUCUCGGCCCGCUCACAACACUUCUUCACAGCAUAACUCCAGGAGGAGGUUGAGAAGUGAGAGCUCCUAUGAUAUAGACAACAUUGUUAUUCCCAUGUCGCUGGUGGCACCAUCGAAGUUGGAGAAACUACAGUACAAAGAAAUCCUUACUCCAAGCUGGAGAGUUGUUGAACUUCAACCUUUAGAAAAAUCACAUACAGAUGAAGAAGAGGCAGAAGAUCUGUCCGACGAAGCUUUCUCCUUGCGUCAUGCAAAGUAUGAAGAAAGAGAGCGCGCGAGAUGGUCGCUGUGGGAGCAGAGCCGCUGGCCCAGGAGGAACAGCAGAUCUUACAGCAAAAAUGCCGAUGGCCGACACAGCCAAGACCAGUGUGCUGCUGAGCCUGCUCCCAACCCGACUUUGGAAGCCCACAGCUCUGUUUGUUCAGGGACGGCACCACUCUGCAGGGAGGGCCAGGAAGCAAAGGCUGGGCAGUGGGAACUUCGAGUUUUUCCACUAAAAGAUGAAGAGGUAGAAGCUUUACUGUGCCAAGAUCGAGUAACAAAUGAGGCUGAAAUGUCAAGUGCAGAUUUCCCCAGCAACUCUCCCUGUGCUCUGGGCACACCCACUGCUUUGCCAGACAAUGGCCAUCCACCAAGGAAACAAUCUAGCCAAGAGUCAGAAGACUGCAAAAACAUUUGCCUGGGAAGUAACAGCACAAGUAAACAAAGGUGACAGGGAAUAAUGUGGUUCAUUAAGAAAGCCAAUUAAGGUGGAGAAAAGUGUAAGGUAAAAUCUCUUUCAUUCGCACAGCAUAUGACAGCACAAUUCAAAACCUUUGCGUUAGCUGCAUAUAAUAUAUUUUCUUUCUUGCUUUGUAACAGGCAGGAUAAAUUCCAAAGACAACACUUUCUUCUUCCUGAACCCCAAGAGAAAGUAAUUAUUUCAAGCUGGAAGUCUAAUAUGCCCAGUGUCGCGAGUGGGCACCCAUAAAUUGCUGGCACCAUUCACUGUCUGUUGUCAUAUUGUCACAUUUGUCAAUAAUCAUCCUUUUCUGUUUUGUUUGUUUUCAAAUGCAUUUCUGGUUCUAGUGGACUCUGGUGCAGCAGGAGAUGCUGCCUACCUUAGCCAACAACUUAAAUUGAACACAGAAAAACUACUUGAAAAUAGAGGGGAUAAGAGAUAGCCUCAGAUUAUUUUCCUCUGUGGUAUGACCAUGGGGCAAAAACCUGUCUCUCUAACUGCAUGUGUAAGGUAAUGGUCGGUGAGAACCAGCAGUUCAAAGCAGGUGAUGUGGAAGUUUUGCAUCUGGCUUAAAAUCUGUACUCAGCUCUCAGUAGUGACAGCGCAUGUUUCAUAUCGAUCUCCUCAAGCAAUAAGGUAGAAAUAGCUCACUGUUUCCAUAGUCAAUAUAUCUGCUAUUCAGAAGGUAGGGUCUCUGCUUUGGGCAUGUGGGGAGGGAGAGAGAGGAGGAAAGAGGUGUUGAGUCAAAUCAGUGAUGCAGCCCUUGGAAUACUGUGGUUUGGGUCAUCUUACUUCCUUUGUCCUUCAAUAGCUAAUGAGGCUCAUAAUACUUUGCUUUAAUAUGUUUAAAGUCUUGUUCUAAUUUUGUAUAGUGCCUUUUAAGAGUCUCAUAAGUAUGCCAACAUUUGGUGACUAGCUGGAAAGGAAAAGAUGAUUGAUGUCUAGAAGACCAAUAAAAAAAAAAAAGCCCCAAAGCUUUUCACUGUGAUUCUGGAUAAAUCUUUAAUUUCCCAGCACACUCACAGUGAGGAAACAAAGGCAAGCUGUUUAAACUUGCAUCUAAAUAGCAUAGUUUGGAAUGUAUCUGCAAUCCCAAGAGGUAUUAACAAAGAUUAAACAUUGAAUGUAGGUAUAAUCCAUCAACAGGAUGUUUUUCUGUGUAGGACAGUUGAAGGCAGUUUAAUAGGAGUCUGUGUUUUUAUGCAGUUUUAUUCCACGUGUAAUAUCUGGAAUGGCACUGGACAGAUGACCCAGUUUUAGUGUCAGGUUUUUGUUUUUUCUUUGGUCAAAAUGACAGCAAAUAUACACUGGGCAUCUGAAAACAGUUCAGUAAAGUUUCAACGCUACAACCUAUUGCUACAUUGUAGUUUAUUGCACAUUCUGAUUAUUUUUUUAAACACUUUUUUAACACUGGUUUGUCUUAAACUUGAAUCUUGCCUCAAUGUCUGAUACAAUAAUCUUUGAUGCAAGGUUGUUUUUUUUAAUUAAAAGUUAUUUCUAUAUAUGUUGUAUAUAGUCUGAAUUUCAUGGCUUUUUAGAAGUGAAGUAGCAGUAGCAGUGCUUCCUCUUGGCACAGAGCCCUGCUUGGCCCACAGAUGGCUUUGCAAACCCACUGUAGCUUUGCUGUAGUACUGAGGCUGUGCUGGCGCUUUGGGGCUAAAGGGUCCCCUCAGCACCUCAGUACAGAGGUGGAUGUUGCCCUCUCUUGCCUGCAUGAGCAUCUGCUGCUGGGAGAAGGUUUCUGAAAGGUGUGUGCCUCAGAUGCUUUGCAAGUUUUUUCCAUACCUUUAUCCAUUCAUUAUCGGACCAGCUUUGUUGUAAGGUCAGGGCUUCCUGUGCUGUCUGAUCCCUGAGGCAACAGGAGGAGUUCCUGCACUUCAAGAAAUGGGACAGACCAAGUAAACCAGCCAGCCAGCUGCCUUCCGUGUCCCGAAGGUGCUGCCAGGAAAUGGAAAUGCAAUCCAGUAUGUUACGGGAAGGAGUCAGUUUAAAGUUGUUUAAAAGGAGGCAAAAAAGAGGCAAAAUCGCUCAUACAAUAGGAGCUGGAUUUGCGCUUGGUCAGCCUGGGGAAAUGUAGAGUGUCCUUGCAUUGGCAGUUCAGAUCCUGGCUGCCAAACCAUCGUGUGGCUGUUGGGUCAUUCCAAGUGAGGGCUAAAGCAGCUGCUGGGUACCUUGCCCAGUACAGCAGUCAGCUGGCUAGGCCUGUGACAGCAAACUGUGGCUGCCUGAGAGAUUGCACAACCAGAGCACAGUGCCAGAGCCGUUCCUCCUGCCCAUGGUGCCACCACAGGCCUGCCCCACACAGUGGUGGCAUGCAGGGCUCUGCCAUCAGGUGUGCGGCACAUGCAUGUGCUGGCAAAGGAACAGUCUGUAUUUGCUUUCCCCCAUCACUUCCCACCUGAAGAUCCCACCAUCUGGCAGGGGAAGUGGGCAAUGCUGUGUGCGCAUGGCAAGCGAGAUACAUUUUUGGGAGGCCUUGGGCUGUGCUCCUAACCUGUGGUACCUCUACUCAUCUGCCACCUUGCAGCAGACCUAUGCCCUGCCCUCUCUGUCUCCACUGUGUCUCUGCUAAAGCCAGGAGCAAAUUCAGCGAGGCAUCUAAUUUUUCAGUAGCCCCAUUUCACUACUGGGACAGGGUUAGAAAACUUUCUUAACUCAACCUGGUCCCAGGACCAGCCUCUCUUCAUUUUCAUUGCCUGCAGCCCUUUUCCAAGCAGAACUGGGACUCCUGCCUCCAGACAGCUCAGUUUUACCUGAAUGCUGGUGUUGUGAGGAAGCUGCUGAUGGUGGGAACAGGCUGAGAGCUCAGGCUCAUCCCUGAAGCCACAAAAUGUGUAAGAACCCCCUUCUUGUUUUCUUUCCUUUUCAAAGUUUUAAACAGAAAAAAAACCCAGAAACAAAACCCAGCCUGUUUAAGCUAUCAGAACAGCUGUCAGUGCUGCUCCCAGUGCUCUGACUGAAGGUAUUACAGAGGCUGACUGUGAAACACCAGCUUAAACAUAAUGCAGGGAGGCCCCCCAGGCAAGAAAGUAGGGGUGCACAAAGGCAUUCCAUGUGCUUAAUUUACCGUGUACAAUUGAGAUUUUUUUUUUAAGGCCACUUAUGUUCUGCUCCCUGCUGCUAUGAGGGUUUAAACGCUUCAUCUCUGCAUCCAGGACCUUAAUGGAAUGUAAGUACAAAUACAGACUUCUUAACCCUAUUAAAAUUAAGCCCAGUG